Molecule: messenger RNA, 2092 nt
Organism: Prorocentrum cordatum
Lineage: Eukaryota; Dinophyceae; Prorocentrales; Prorocentraceae
Source: the annotation of a GenBank genome assembly
AUGGCUCAACCAGUGGAGACUCUCUUUGACGAGCUGAUCGCGUCGAACUCCUCGUCCGCCUACGAGACGCACCAGCGCGCCGACAUCACGCCCGCGUCCGAGGACGGCAUCGACAUCUCCAGCAUCAAGGUUUUCCUGGACACGCUGCCGCGCGAUAACAGGUACAAGAACCAGAAGACCUGGAAGGUCGUCGUUGACUACAUGUCCGAGUGGGUGGCGCCAGAGGGCUUCUCCCUGGAGGCGCUCGGGGACGCCGCGAAGGGCGGCGUGCAGGCGGCGCCCCCCGACUCAGUUCCGAGCGGGGUGCUGCCUGGCCAGCCGCUCGCGGAGGCAGACACCGUGCAGCUGGUGAUGGAGAGGAACGAGGACGGCACGUACGAGGUGCUGAAGAUCUUCAACCUGAAGGAGCCCGUCAGCGCGGCGCACGCGCAUGGCCUGUGCGUCGGAGACGCGCUGCGCGUGCCCAAGCGCGCGAACGCCUACGGGGCGCGGAAGGCCUUCCAGACGAUCCUACAGCGAGCGAGGGGGUGGAGGCUCUUGUUCGCGAAGACUGUGGACGAGGACGCGGGCGCGAACCAUGGCAAGCGGAAGUCGCCUCAUCGGGGGGAGAUCACGAGAGGGAUUGAGUUCAUCAAGGUCCACUCGCCGCCGAUGGGGACGAUGGCGCAGGUGGAGUGGCUGCUGAUCAACAACAAAGCGAAGGACCCCCCCAUCCGCGGGUGGCCAGCGGCAUACGUGAACAAGAUUUGCGAGAUCAAGGCGAAGAGCAAGAUGACGGCGGAGCUGGAGCAGGACUUCCCCCUGACAGCGAGCGACCUGAAAGACAGCGUCUUCCGCGACGUAGUCUCCGCGAUCGCCCCGUACCUGCCAGAUCACGGCCUGCUGGCAGUCGGCCGCCCAGGGGCUGGGAAGACCCCGUUCGCCUUCAUCAUGGCCCCUGGCUUGGGCCAGUAUUGGCUUGACCAGGCGGGCGUCGAGGGCGUGACACCAGGGUGGUACCGGGGGAAACAGUUCGACGACUUCAAGGGCGUCGACUCCCUCGUCCACAACGGGGUCGUCAUCGACGACGGGAACGUGCCCAAGUUUAGGUGCGACGACGUGAAACAAUUCAUGGACGCGGGGUUCAAGAGGCACGUUGACUGUCGCUACUCGCCCGCGUCCUUCGCGAAGAACUGCUUCCGCGCCAUCUGCGAUAACACGUGGGACAGCGCGGCCGAGCCUUCGAACCCGCAGCACGGCGUCUUCAUCAAGUGGGGGACCUUCUACGCCAUGAUUCGGCCGUCCUUCUCCGAUGGUGCGAACAUGUGGGCCUACGGAGACUGGAAGCGUGGCGUUCGGAACUACCCCGACGGUUUCAAGCAGGCCAAGGCCGCAGAGAGGGAGCUCUUCGCAAACCUGCUGCGCGAGCGGCCCCGCGGCGACGCGGGUGCUUCGUCGGUGCGCCGCGCCCCUGAGGCCGCGUGGCAGCCGUGGGAUGGCUCGUUGCCCGCCAACUCCGACGGCGCGCCUGGCUGGUGGGCGCUCCUGGCGCCAGAGAAGAAGUCCGAGCUCGCGCGCUUUGCCCACCAGGCCAUCCAGCACUACCGCGGGUUGCUACCAGACGUGUUCGAGGACAUGCGCCGCGAGUUCGGUGUCAGCUGCGACGCGGCCUCCGACGUCGUCCACUACUUCCUGGCCGGGGUCGCGGAGUCGGAGGAGAUAUCGAGGGCAGUGGAGGCGGGCCUGGCCGAAGUGCUCGGCGGCGGCGCCGUCGCCGAGGGCAUGGGGGAGGAGCAGGUCAUCGCGGCGCUCGCGGACGAGGAGGAGGCGCUGAAGGAGAUGGAGGCGGGUCUCGCCGCGAAAGAGCUGGAGGGCCAGCGCGACGCCGAGGCGGAGUGGGACGCCGCACAGCAGGAUGCGAACGGGUUCCUGGGCUUUGACGACCCGCCAGCCGAGAAGGGCAUCCAGUACUAUGCGAGGGCCUUGCCGCGGCAUGAGAAGAACGCGCACCUCAUCGCCGAGGAGCAGACCGCGGUCUUGCCGCGGCAGGAGCAGGGCGCAGAGCUCGCCGCCGAGGAGCAGGCCGCGGAGGAGGCGGGCAGCGCGAGCCCCG